CUCCUCGAGCCCGCCUGGCCCAGACGUGUCCGGGAGACAGUCGGAGGAGUCCAGCCUUCACACCGGUUAAAUAAGCUGGUGUCAGAGACGGAGCAGCUCCACACUGUGAGCACAUUAGCAGUGUAAGGACUCACAGUCGGCUCCUCACAUGAACCUGCUGUUCUCUCUGGAUGUGUCAGACAUUUUCUCCCUCCAACACUCUGUGACCAACACGGCACGUGAACAGGACAUCUAGAAACUUGUCCAUCUUUUUUCUUUUCUUUUCUUUUUGUCUCUUUUCUUUUUUUUUUAAUGGUACCAUGUCGUCUUUGCCAGGAACGGUACCGCGGAUGAUGCGCCCGGCUCCCGGACAGAACUAUCCCCGCACUGGGUUCCCUCUGGAAGUGUCCACACCUUUAGGCCAGGGACGGGUCAACCAGCUCGGAGGGGUCUUCAUUAACGGACGGCCGCUGCCCAACCACAUCCGACACAAGAUAGUGGAGAUGGCCCACCAUGGAAUCCGGCCCUGCGUCAUCUCCCGACAGCUGCGGGUCUCCCACGGCUGCGUCUCCAAGAUCCUCUGCCGCUACCAGGAGACCGGGUCCAUCCGGCCCGGAGCGAUCGGAGGCAGCAAGCCCAGGCAGGUGGCCACGCCGGACGUGGAGAAGCGGAUAGAGGAGUACAAGCGGGACAACCCCGGCAUGUUCAGCUGGGAGAUCCGGGACAAGCUGCUGAAGGACGGUGUGUGUGACAGAAGCACAGUCCCUUCAGGUGAGGCCUCCCCUGUGAGCUCCAUCAGUCGUGUACUUCGAGCUCGAUUUGGAAAAAAGGAUGAUGAGGAUGAGUGUGAUAAAAAGGAUGAAGACGGAGAGAAGAAAACCAAACACAGCAUCGACGGAAUCCUCGGCGACAAAGGCAGUCGGAUGGAUGAAGUCUCGGACGUGGAGUCGGAGCCUGACCUCCCCCUGAAGAGGAAGCAGCGCAGGAGUCGGACCACGUUCACAGCUGAGCAGCUGGAGGAGCUGGAGAAGGCUUUCGAAAGAACCCACUACCCUGACAUCUACACCAGGGAGGAGCUAGCCCAGAGGACCAAACUGACUGAGGCCAGGGUCCAGGUGUGGUUCAGCAAUCGAAGGGCCAGGUGGCGAAAACAAGCCGGAGCCAAUCAGCUAGCAGCAUUCAACCACCUGUUGCCGGGUGGAUUUCCUCCCACAGGAAUGCCGACACUUCCUACAUACCAGCUGCCAGAGUCUGGCUACCCGACCAACAGCCUGUCCCAAGAUGGCGGUGGAACAGUUCACCGUCCCCAGCCCUUACCUCCAUCCACCAUGCACCAAGGCGGUCUAUCCGGCACUGACAACGGCUCCGCCUACGGUCUGGCCUCCAACCGCCACGGCUUCUCCAGCUACUCGGACACUUUCAUGAGCUCUGCGGCACCGAACAAUCACGUCAACCCUGUCGGCAAUGGACUCGCCCCUCAGGUGAUGAGCAUCCUCAGUAACCCCAGCGGCGUUUCCUCGCAGCCGCAACACGACUUCUCCAUUUCACCGCUCCACAGCGCCUUGGACUCCUCUCCAUCCAACGCCAUCUCAGCCAGCUGCAGCCACCGUUCAGCCGAGGCCUCCAUCAAGACGGUGGACAGCCUCCCGUCAUCCCAGUCCUACUGUCCCCCCACAUACAGCACCACCAGCUACAGCAUGGACUCAGCUGUGGCAGCCGCCGGCUACCAGUACAGCCAGUACGGCCAGACUGCUGUGGAUUACCUGGCGAAGAACGUCAGCCUGUCCAGUCAGCGCAGGGUGAAACUGGCCGACCACUCAGCUGUACUGGGACUGCUGCAGGUCGAGACGGGCCAGGCCUACUAACACUCACCUGACACAUCUAACAACAUGACACCUGGUCACCAGCACAAGCCGCACCUCCUACUACCAUCCACACGAAUCUCCCAGUAGGCGUGUGUGUGUGUGUGUGUGUGUGUGUGUGUGUGUGUGUGUGUGUGUGUGUGUUGGGGCUGAUAUUUAGCUUUUUUAUACUUUGUGUUAUUGUUUCUCCAGAGUUUAAGGUUUGAAUGAAGCAGCUUUAAACAUUCCUCACAGGACCAAACGAACCCACAGCGAGGAUCCACUGUCCCACUGAGGAGUUUCUAACCACAGAGAGGCACCAUGUGACCUUCAGCCUCACAGUGUCACCUCACACAACCUGGGACGGGUGUUUGUUAUCAAGUGAUGUCCUCACUGUAUCGCAAAAUGCUUUUUCCAUGUGAGAAUGACUCACAGGUGACUUCAGGUUGUUUUCUAAAAUGUCUGUGUCCAAACAGCUGAUCAGCAGUUAUAGCUGCGCUCCUCCUCCGCCUCUGUGGGUUGGUGUGUUCAGACUGAACGAUGAGCACGUUACUCGAUGUGAAACACUUUUAUCUUAUCCAGAUGUGUUUUUUUCUGGAUGCACAUCUGUUUGUGUCCAUUGUGUCGUCACAGUCGGUCUGAACACCUGAAGGAAACACUCAUGACCGCUACCUCAGACUCGACAUCACAGCUGGGUGGUGACAGGCUAAACCACUGGAGGUCAGCAACAACAGCAGCACUGCUGAACACAAACAGACUGAUCCACUUCACAGAUACUGAAUAUCAGCAACCAAACAUUGGCAGCUUCAAUAACAAGCGUCAGCCUUCAGGAAUCUGUGCGUGUGUGUGUGCGUGUGUGUGUGUGUGUGUGUGUGUGAAGAGAGAAAGACUGAUGUGGACUAAUUCAUCCAUUAAGAGCAGUGUUUAUUGUUUGUCCCUCCCUCUGAGCUCCAGCAGCGGUUGGAGCAGCUGUCUCCACCUGUCUCCAGCCCGCUACCAGUCACUAAGUCCUUCUGUCUUCAUUUCAUUCUCUUGAUUCUACUUCAUUAACGUCCUUACACAUAUCUAUGGAAACAACCGUUGGGUGACACAAUGACAAGACAACAUCAACCAUCAGCCUGUAGAUGAGACAUCAGUUUGGUUUAGUUAGUGAAUCUCCUACAGUCACUCUUUGAUACCUACUAAAUGAUACAUGUCUUCUAACAUAUCAGACAGAACGUCCACUGCAACACGUUUAUCAGUGACUUCUUGCAAUAAUCUGCCCCUGACAACUGAAGUAGUAUGAAGUGUGUUCCUCACAGCUCACCGUUGAGCUGUGAGGGAAAAAAAAUCAGGAGAGUGUAUCAGUGAUAAAGUAAAUUCUCAGAUAAUGUUACCUUUAAUUACCUCAACAACAGAGAGACCCAGACUUUAUUAAUGAUCUGCUCCUGUCUUCAUUUGCUGUUCCCUUUUGAUGUUCAGCUGCCAUCUCGUUAAGUUCAGUUUAAUAUGCACACACUGCACAGUGAACAUCCAUCAGUACAGGUUUCUGUUUGCUGUGUCAGUACAUAAAUGUUUCAAAUUAAAACCCUGUAGCAAAGAGCGCCACUCGCCUCUUUUAUUGUGAAAUAUCUGCCGUAGUUUAACAGCAAAGAAAAAACAACUGAAAGUGUUUCUAUCUGGCCUUAGAUUAGACGGUAAAAAUGACUCAUAAUACAAACAUUUUAUCAUUCAGAAUGUAUUCAGAGAUAAAUGAUCGUUCUGACUUGUAAUAAAAGAAUUACAGGUUUUUUGACGAUGAAGCCAUUUGCCACUUUGAAUGGUUCCAGUGAGGAUGUGUGGAGCAGUCAGACUCACUUUAAUCAAUGCACUGACCAAAGGGACGACUCCUCAUCGCUCCAGUCCUCCUGAGCUCCGUCCACUGCAGGACGAUAACUGGAUCAUUCCCCUCACAUCAUUCCACACAUAAGAAAGUGCACACGAACAAUCAAACAUGCCUUUGCUUUAUAAGUCCUGUUUCUUUCUGUCACUUUUGUUCUGUAUUUGAUGCCGUUCCAGACAGAUGCUCAGUGUUUGAUCCUGGGCUCAUGUGAAGAUGAUGACAUUCCCAUAGAAACCCAUGAUGAGGGCAGCCCAUCCAUCACGGCCUCACACGUUAUCACACCAUCCCUCUAAGAGCCGUGGGACCUGUGUGGACGUUGGCUGUGUUAACAGUCUACCUUGUGUAUAUAUAUUUUUUCACUGAUGACAAACCAAGGAGAACAUUAAGGAUCAAAUGUACAGACGUGCUGACUGACCCCGCCCCUCCUGUUUACCUCUUGGUCCUUGCUCUGCUUGUUUUGUUCUGCUUUCUGUUGGCAUGUGUGUAAUAUAAUUUAUUCUACCUGUAUGAAGAAUUAGACUAGUGAGAAUUUUGUAUUGGCAUUUACUCCCUCAGCCUCUUGGUGUGUCACUGUAACACUGGCGUAACUGUCUGUUCAUUAAAGCUCUACAACUGGACCAAGA
Messenger RNA from Seriola aureovittata, 4304 nucleotides. RefSeq names its product paired box protein Pax-7-like. Gene Ontology annotation, biological process: regulation of transcription by RNA polymerase II; anatomical structure development. NCBI's taxonomy places the organism in Eukaryota, Metazoa, Chordata, Actinopteri, Carangiformes, Carangidae. The coding region runs from base 300 to 1844 and encodes 514 amino acids. Gene Ontology annotation, molecular function: DNA-binding transcription factor activity, RNA polymerase II-specific; RNA polymerase II cis-regulatory region sequence-specific DNA binding. The transcript has 9 exons. The record is from RefSeq and is a predicted model, not a curated record.